This is a messenger RNA of Strongylocentrotus purpuratus (purple sea urchin), 7699 nucleotides long. RefSeq names its product pleckstrin homology domain-containing family H member 1. Lineage: Eukaryota; Metazoa; Echinodermata; Echinoidea; Camarodonta; Strongylocentrotidae. The coding region runs from base 425 to 5416 and encodes 1663 amino acids. The record is from RefSeq and is a predicted model, not a curated record. The transcript has 26 exons. Gene Ontology annotation, cellular component: cytoskeleton.
GAUAAUGAUUGAAUUUAUUAAAGUUGAAUUCGAGAGGAAGAAGUGCAACCUAGGUUAGCAUUCUCAAUUUUUAGCACUGGCACUGCAUGCUCGCCGCUCCAUACGGGUAUGUUAGCACAUACUCAUUUUGUACACCGAUGAGUCAUCACGAUCACUGCUCAGCAAAAUAUCUGUCAGCUGCAGGCGAACUAUGCAUGCAGCGAGCAGAUUUCUCACAUUGAACGUACAGUUUAUCCCACGAGCGGUAGCAGACGAGAUUUCGGACCGACAAGAGACCAAAGCAAGGUAACAAUUCAGCCACCGAAUAUCUUUUCUCUUCCUGCCGAGAAAUGAAACAACGUAUCAACGAAUAAAACACGGAUUUCUAAAAUAUAAGGUGAACAUUUUACCCAGCAAACUCUAGCCUCUUCGUUUGGGCGGACGAAUGAAUAUGGCAUCCAGAACCGAGCGAGGUUCUGCAUCGGAAGGCCAGACCAGCGGCCCCGGUGAAGUGAAUGCAGCGGCCGCAGCUGGGGAUGCGGACUGGAAAGAAAGAUGCCGCACCCUCGAAGGUCAACUUGAAAAAUUUCGAUUGCAGGCCACAAAAAUUCGAUCUGUCCUGGGUGAAAAGAUGCAAGAAUUGGAGGAGAAAGUCGAGGUGUCGACUACAAGAGCUGAAAAAGCAGAGAAAGAAGUUGAAGAACUGACGAAGAAGCUAGAAGCCCUGACCAAAUCUGAAAGUAAGCAGGGAAGUCAGGAACAAAAGCAAGCAUCUAACAAACGUAUUAUUACACUGGAGGGACUAUGCCGAGAAAAGGAAGAUGUUAUUCAGCAUCUAGAACAACAACUUCGUGAACAGCAAGACCUAAGAGCCCAGGAGAGCCUUGUGGUUGAGAGCAAAGUCACCAAGAUCAAGAAAUGGGUAGCAUCGACAGUAGGAGAGCUUGAAGAAGAAAACAAGAGAUUGGUUAUUUUGAAUGAAGAUGCAAAUGAGACAAUCAGGAAACUACAACUCAGAUUUAAAAAUCAAGAGAAUGGUCAGUAUCAUGCGGACACCACGGGCCGUUCUAAUGAAUCAGACGAUGUAUUGGAUGUUAGGCCAGAUUCCACUCUCUCAGAAGAUCCUCCCUCAAUCCCAGCUAGACCCACCUCAUCUAGCAUCAGAGAACACUUCAUAGCAAUCACCACGGAAACAGAACUCAAUGGAAACGACAUCCACCACAAACGAGAGGUGACUUCUGAGAUCUAUGACAAUGUUGACGAGGAGCCUCUUUUUGCCGUUGGUCCUGUCGCCUAUCAUAAAGAGGAUGGUGCCAAGAAAGAUUGGAGGACAAACAGGAAUGAAUCUUAUUCAAACAAUGGACAAGCUCUGACCCCAGGAAGUGAAAUGUCAGGGUCAGAGGAAGACAAUCUCAUUGACAGUGCGGACCUUGAUCACUCCAUGUCUUUGCUGUCGACGUCGAGCGGCGGACUGUCGCCGGAUAUUCCCUUAGCCACACUUGCCCCUCCUCCAACCCCGUCCACACCUGGUGGAGAUGGUGGUGCAAACCUUGCACAGAGCCUGAUGAUAGCGCAGGAAAAAGCGCAAGAGAGAACAAAGCCACCACGUCGCAAAUCAUCUAGGAACGAUGACGAAGUGAUUCCAUCUGCACUCUCGCUCAUUGCAGACUCUGUCUGUGCGACGACUCUGAUGCUUCAGAACUCUGUCAAACCCAAGCAUUUUCCAACCCUGGAGCUUAAUAAUGGUGAAAUCCUUGAUAUAUCUCUUCCCACCAUUGAAAGGACAGUCUCUACUGCUGUCAAUAAUCUAGAAUUUGACUCCACCUUGGAAGGAUUUGACGAUGAUGUCUUCUUAGAGGGUGGAUAUGCUCGCAGUAGCGACUAUGCAGAGUUGUUGAGGACACGUUCCCUGAGCCAGCAGUCGGGUCAGGAUGACAGCUACCAGAGCUUGAAGAAAGUUCAGAUGAAGAAGAUGCAGACUGGUGUCUUGAUGGAAGGUAGUCAGGAGAUCCUUGAGCUUCCGCAGCUACCGUCAUCGGAAGAAGGUUAUCAGAGUCUCAGGAAUGUUCAUGAUCACUUUGACAAACUUCACAAUAACGAAGCUGUAGAGGCACUCCCUGAUGUCUGCGGGUAUGAGGGGGGAGGGGAUGAGAAGAGUAGCCCUGCUUUUGAUCCAGCCUUUGAUCUGGACUACGAUGAGCCUCCUGAUGAUGAUUCCUUGUUCAUGGAGGAUUCUGCAAAUCAUGCUGGGAGUGAGGGGUCAGUGACCUCUGGUAAACCCCCUCCACCACCAGAAAGGAAAGCACCAUCGUGGGAAACAAGAAUUUAUGCCUUGGCUGAAAAAGGUCUGAAGAUGUCUCCUAGUGUCGCACCUGUCAUAGAUUCCUCAUCAGUUACUCCUGUACCAGUGUGUCUUGUGGAAGAAGGAUCAAGUUCAAAUAGCCUCUUCAGAGAUGUGGAGGUUCCGGUCUACACAACUCUAAGAGGGCGUUUGACUCUGAUCCGCUCCACACCCUUCACGGGCGAGUCCUCUGACUCCUCCGACGAUGAAUCAAGCUCCAAGCCGCCCCCUCCUCCCGCCUCUCACUCCAGCCCCCAUGGAUCUCUCAAGUUCUUGAAGAACAGUAAGGGGACCGGAGGAAGCCUCAAGCUCACAUCUUCCUCCUCCAUGGGUAGCCCCAAGAAGAAGAUGUUAGCGGGGUCGUCUAAUACUCUACCUACAGCAGGACAGAAGAGGGGUGUGUCAACUCAAUCCUCGGCCUCUGACGCUGAUUACUCGAUACCACCUGAUGCAGUGAGGUCACAGUCACAUGACGGCAACAGCUCGGACGAACCAGAACCCAAGGCUAAGCUACUCAAGACAUGUAGUCUGGACAAGGCUUCCAAGUCAAGCUUAGAUUCCAUUGACAAGACUGAUAAGGAGCCUUUAGAGAAGGCUGGUUGGUUGACUAAGCUUGGUGGACGGGUGAAGACAUGGAAGAGACGAUGGUUUGUUCUAAAGGUUGGGCAGUCUGAACUACUCUACUACAAAUCACCAAAUGACACCUCAAGGAAACCCCGGGGCCAAGUUCCGCUUGACAAGUUCUGCAAAAUAGCGCCCUCCGAGGGUCUGCAGACAUUCGAGCUGGCGACAUCCAAGAGGACUUACUACCUCACUGCAGAGUCACCGGCCGUCAUGGAAGAAUGGAUCAAACUAAUUGAGAGGGUGUUGGAGAAGUACAGGAAACCCAGUGAGUUACCCCUAGCCCUCCCUCAAGGGGUCACCAUGCAAGGCUGGGUCACCAAGGUCAAACUAGGCAACUCCAAGAGAUGUUGGUUUGUCCUCGCUGAUAGAAACCUCAAGUACUACAAAUCAGACAAGGACAAGGCUCCUCUUGGUUCGAUAGAUAUGAGGGAGGCAUCUGUUUCAGAGGUCGACCAAUCAGCUGUGUCUGAUGAUGAGGGAGAUGAGAAGACCGAGCCCACAAAGUUUACCCUCUCCAUCGUCUCUCGCAAGCCAGACAAACAAAGUACCACCUUCCUCAACUAUUCUUCCCAAGAAGAAAAGGACUCCUGGUUGUACCACUUUAUGGUUGCAAGUGGUGGGAGUGGCAGCAACUCGCCCGACGGUGGCACGGAGUUUGAAAACAUCAUCAAGAAGCUGAUGAACAGUGAGAGCCCCCUCUCUAGUCCACUCUGGAAGCAUCCUGUCAUGUUGUAUUGCAAGGAGAGUCGAGACCGCCCCCUCACCACUCUCCUGUCUGAUGCACUCAGUAGAGAGGCUGUCAAAUUUAGUAAAUCAUGCAAUCUAUUUAUCAGUUCAUCUGUGGACAUGCCUGCUGUGGACUAUCAUGUCAACCUGGCCCAGAAUGCCUUGCAAACGGGUCUCUCUCAUACCGAGCUGCAGAAUGAAAUGUACUGUCAGCUGAUUAAACAAACCAAUCACAGACCAGCAUUAACAAAAGCAGUGAGUGCUGAUGAUAGUACAGGAUCAAGUCAGUCUAGCAAUCAUAUGAUCAGUCAAGCAUGGCAGCUACUAGCCAUGAUCUGUCAACUCUUCCUUCCCUCUCAUCAGUGUAUGUGGCUUCUCAAGACACAUCUACAAAGAUUUGCAAACUCAAAGACUGAAGGGGGGAAAUACGCCAUCUUCUGUCAACGAUCAGUAGAGCGUACGAACAGAAACGGAAGGAGAGAGGCCAGGCCAUCUAAGCUUGAGGUCCUAUCCAUGGUUCAGAGGCAUCCAUAUUAUCACUCUAAACCCAUCAGCAUUCCAGUUCACUUUGCUAAUAGCACUUAUCAGGUUGUAGGCUUUGACAGUUCAGUGACUGUCAAGGAGUUCUUACGUCAGCUCAACCAUCAUAGUGGGAUGAGAGCAGAAGAGGAAUCAGGUUUUGCUUUGUUCUCUGACGACCCAUCAGGCAAGCAGGUCCAGCAUUGCUUGCAAACAAAUGUGAAGAUAUGUGAUGUCAUCUCUAAGUGGGAGCAAGCAUCCAAGGAAUGUAAGGCCGGCAAGAAAGAUGGCUCCAAGAUCAUCAGACUUACAUACAAGCAUAAAGAAUACCAGAGACGAUGCAGUCACCAUGAAACAGACAGAGAACGUUUGUUGCUAGCAUAUCAAGUCAAUUCAGAUCUUGUUGCUGGAAGGUUUCCUGUCAGUAAAGAGAUGGCACUGGAAUUAGCCUCACUUAUGGCUCAGGUUGAUCUAGGUGAUUGUAAGUUAAGCUCAUCCUCUGAACCACCCUUGGGGGGAUCUGUCAGCUCAGCUAGUCCCUCGACCUUGGAUACUGUCCUGGAAAGGUUCUAUCCUAUCAGGUAUCAACCAGCAGCAGAAAAUGAAAGAAGGAUACUGAAGCACAAGAUAAACGAGAAGUGGAAUGAACUAAGAGGGCGCAGUACGACCGAGUGCGUCCGCAUCUACGUGACGGUGCUCAGGAAAUGGAGGCACUUUGGAGCCUACGUCAUACCAGCCACUGUGAGUCUCUCGUUUGGCAGUUUUCCAAGUGUACAGUGCAAGUAUGGAAAACAAGAACGAGUCUGGCUGACAGUCAGUGAGAAUGGUCUCAGCAUCUUGGAGUUCAAUUCACUUGAGGACAAGGUCUCGUAUCCCCUGUCAUCCAUUGUUACAUUUGGUGGUUGCCGUGACGACUUCAUGCUGGUAGUAAGAAAACAGACGGAGGAUGAUGCUGACUUCACUACAGAUAAACUUAUGUUUGAUAUGACCAAGGCAAAGGUAUCACAGCUGACCCAUCUGAUCAGUCACUUCAUCCGGACAAUGGUCAAAGCUAAGGGGCUUCCUCCUGGACCACUGACCGAUGAGAAGCACAGGAAACCACCUCCACUACCCAAGCUCACAUCGAGCACCAAGUCAAGUAGUAAACAUUCACUGGCAUCGACCUCAUCAGCUAAGAGUAAAGACAGCAAGGAUGGGGUGAUUGGGGGAGUUGGGAGAGCAGUUUAGUAAGAGGGUCACUAUUUUUUCUAGAAGAAUUCAAUAACGAUCACCCCCAGCCAAACAUGCACCAAGUCCAGUAUAAUAUCAUUGGCAUUGAUGUCAUCAGCCAAGAGUAAAGACAGCAAGGAUGGGGGUGAUUGGGGGAGUUGGGAGAGCAGUUUAGCAAGAGGUGGGGUACAAUAAUUUUUUUUUUAAAGGGUCAGGAACAGAAAGUGAGGUAUCAUCAAGAUUCCCAUUACUUCAUGUGGAGUUUUGAUCCAUGCAAAGUAAAGAGUAAAUACCCUAAGCAAGUGCUGCAUAUGUAUAGAAAGUAUUACCAAUCGCAGCCAUGUAUCUGUAUAGUACACUUCUGCAUAUUUAUUAAAUGAUGCCAAUGUAAACAAGCCCAGUAAGAUAUAACACAUACUCAAGGAAAAACACUUACCAGUAGAAUGAACCUAAAACAACUCAAAUGCUGCUUCUAUAUUUUUGUCAACACCAAUGGUGGACAGAAAUGGGGAAGAAAAAAAAUAAUAAUAAUAAAUGUUUUUACAAGUGAUUUGAGAAUCACUAGAGUAUGCUGUUUCAUCACAAGAAUACUCUCCCUCUACCUCACUCACAGACAAAAAUAGUAUAGCGCCACCACAUGCUGAAUGGUAGUCAGUCAUAGUAACUCCUUCUCUUCCCCUUUCAUGAAAUACAUUUGGUUUAAAAUGUCUAUUUCUCAGAAUUACAUUAUCUUAUUUUGACAGAUAUGUGUAUAUUGUGCAGUGAGACUUAUGAUUUAUACAAUCAGCUACUGUGGUAUUAUUCAUAAGCUAUUAGAUUUUGGUCUAUUUCAGGUAGAUCUCAGGAUUCUUUUUGUUGCAUAUAAUUAUUUGCCAAUCAACUCACGCUAUUAGCAAUAAUAUGCUUCUGUAAUACAUUUUUUUUUUGAUAUGCAAUGACAUCCCUCAUCCAAUUUUCUUGCCAAUGUUCUAAUGUACCUUUCAUGGUUUGUUUUUGUAUAUUGUCUGUUUGGAGUCAUAAGGAUGUUAAGUCGGGUGGUGGUUAUUGCUGGCUUGUAUGAAUGAAUGCUCCUCUGGCUUCAAGCAGAUGACGUUAUUCUGUCGUUCACUCAAAAUUUAUAACUACAAUUUAUGCAUUUUUGUUCAUUCUUGCUUUCAUUUUUGACAGGGUUGCAUUUGUCUUUAUGCACCUAUGUUUUUUAAUUAUUGUAAUAUUUAUUCAUAGGUUGUGUGCUCCAUAUACCUCGUUUUCUGGGAAGAGGCUUUCCAAUAAAGAUGAUAAAAAACAUAACAAAUCAGGAUGUUCGUUAUGUGAUGUAAUAUUCCAUUUUCUAGAAGAUGACCUAAUUCUAGUUAUUCAAAUGUGUGUACUAAUAGCUGCAUGUUUGACAUGGUUUAAUAUAAUGGGGUUAUUAACAGUAAGGUGUUGAUACUAUAAUAAGAACCUUUAAUUUACUGAUAAUUGCACAGCUCAAUUUAUCUAAUGGAAAUGUAAUGCAAUGUCUUUGAAUUCAAAUGAGUUGUAUAUUUUAAUAGGCUUGUGGCAUUCUUCAAGAAAGGUACCUGUCAGAGUCUUUCAAAUGAGAUUCAUAGACUUUUGCUUCUGUAGCAGUACUGAUAUUGUAAUUAAAGUUAAUCUGUUGUUGCUUCUGUUUCUACUAAAGAUGGGUGGGGCUAAUGAUUAAGAGCUCUGAAUCCCUUUUGAACCGGCCUAGAAAUAUGCAUGAAAGAAAUUUAAAAAUCAAAAUCUGGUGAGCUUGAAAUCAAAAUUGAUAUUCAAUAUGCAUAUAUUUUGUAGUUGCUAAAAAUCAUGCCAGUAAUUUCUUUGGAUUUUGAGAAUCACUAUUUUGCUUAUCAUAAUAUAAUGAUUAAGCUUUGUGCAUUUAUUAAACCACUUGUUGGUCAGAAUAAUCCUGUUCCUAUGCAUAUUUGAUAUUUCCAAGAUAAGUGGUUGUAUUCUCGACAUAAAGAUUUGUAAUGAUCUGAAAACGAACGAGAUCUAAGCUUCUAUCCUGCUUCCCUUAUUCAUAUACCCAAUGCAGUGUACAAAGGAUGCAUUAACAAAAAUCACUAUUGGCUCAUUGUCAGAAAAUUGUAAGCUCACAUCCUUUUAUUUUAUCAAUGCCCUUCUGGCUCUAAGGAGACAGUGCAUUGCUGCAUGUUUAUGAGAUGACGUUUGAAGAGGGAAGUCAGUAAAAUAGAAAAUGGAGGAUAUGUAAGAAAAUUUAAUCACUCAUUGUUACUUUGUGCAGUAGACAUGAAGCAAAUAGCCCCAUUCAGACCUGAUGCAGUAAACGAAUUG